Molecule: messenger RNA, 777 nt
Organism: Gossypium arboreum
Lineage: Eukaryota; Viridiplantae; Streptophyta; Magnoliopsida; Malvales; Malvaceae
Exons: 2
Coding region: 246-674 (142 amino acids)
Source: RefSeq, a predicted model, not a curated record
AUGGUAAAAAACUCGAAAGAUGAUUUUGACAAAUAAUGAUAAUACAUAAUGGCUCCAAUUAUUUUCCAUUUGUUGAAGCAGAGGGAAAGUUUCAGCAAUGGCGGCCAUGAAUCUCGUUUCAGCUAGGGUUCACUCUUUCAAUUAAAAGUGAGGAAAGGGUUUUCAAUUUCGAAAUCCAAGGGCUACAAAUUGGGACCGCGAGCUACUUUGGUAGAACCGGGAGGUAGAAGCCGGACCAAGAGGAGAUGGUUCUUCGGCGACUCUGUAGACGUCGAGAGGGGACCCUGCGACGGACCUUCAGACGGAGGCCAAGGCCACGGCACGAACCGUCAAUGCCUCCUUUACAGCCUCGAGCUUCUUGCCAACAAGUAUGGGUCACGACUGACGACCUGUCCAGGUGGUACGAGGUUACAGUCAAGGAGAAUGAGAUGGUAGAGUUGAAGUUAGAUGAUGGGGAAGAAGAAGUGAUGUUAUUGCCUACUGAGUUUGAUUCUCAUAAAUCAAUCUGCGAGUUUUGCUUGGUUGGUUGUUCCCUUACGGCAAGCAUAGUCCAUUUUCCAAAAAUGAGGAGUACGAUGGCCAGCCUCCGGUAUCCUUUAGGGAGUGUUAAGAUCUCAGUUUUGGGGGAAAGGAGAUAUUUGUUUAAGUUUUUUCAUAAGAUGAACAUCGAAUGAGUGAUACAUUUGGCUUUGUCGACUUUCAAUAAUAAUUUUUUGAUUAUUCAUCAACUCGAGGAGAACGAAGAUCCAAUGCAAGUUUCUUUAAUUUUUUUUCUUU